This is a messenger RNA of Cottoperca gobio, 1482 nucleotides long. RefSeq names its product MNAT1 component of CDK activating kinase (gene mnat1). Gene Ontology annotation, molecular function: cyclin-dependent protein serine/threonine kinase activator activity. The record is from RefSeq and is a predicted model, not a curated record. The transcript has 8 exons. Gene Ontology annotation, biological process: nucleotide-excision repair; regulation of transcription by RNA polymerase II; positive regulation of cyclin-dependent protein serine/threonine kinase activity. Lineage: Eukaryota; Metazoa; Chordata; Actinopteri; Perciformes; Bovichtidae. Gene Ontology annotation, cellular component: transcription factor TFIIH holo complex. Bases 131 to 1066 code for a protein of 311 amino acids.
UUAUGCCGUUUCCCGUCGGACCACAUUCUGUGUAACCCAGCGGUCGCCGACGAGAAAGUGACAGGAGAGCUGCUAGUUGUAGACAUUUUUCUUCAAGCUUUUUAUUUAAUUUUGUGUUGCACAGACAGAAAUGGACGACCAGGGGUGUCCGAGAUGCAAAACAACCAAAUACAGGAAUCCUUCGCUGAAGCUGAUGGUGAACGUCUGCGGACACACGCUAUGCGAGAACUGUGUGGAGAUGCUGUUUGCGCGUGGCUCGGGUAACUGCGUGCAGUGCGACACGCCCCUGAGGAAGAGCAACUUCCGCGUGCAGCUCUUCGAAGACCCGACCGUAGAUAAGGAGGUGGAGAUUCGCAAGAAGGUGCUGAAGAUAUACAACAAGAGAGAUUUUGACUUCCCCAGCCUGAGAGACUAUAACGACUUCCUGGAGAAAGUGGAGGACGUAGUGUAUAACCUGACAAACAACAUUGAUGUGGAGAACACUAAGCUGCGGAUGGAGCAGUACCAGAGGGAGAACAGAGAUCUCAUCCAGAGGAAUAAGGUUAAACUGACACGAGAGCAGGAGGAUCUAGAGGAGCUACUGUUGCUGGAGCAGCAGGGCAACGACCAGCGGAGACUGGAGUUGCUGCAGGAGGAGCAGAGGCAGCUACAGACCAAGAGGAAGAACAAGCAGGCAUUGCUGGAUGAACUGGAGCAGUCUCAACUUCCUGCCACCAUCUUGCUUGCCCAACACAAGGUCCGUGCUGCCAACCUGGAGACCCAGAUAGAGCAGCAGAAACAGGUGGUCAAACCUACCAAUCUAUUUUCAACUGGAAUCCAUAUGCGCCAGACGGUGUCUCUUCAGCCUGUUCCCAAGAUAGAGGAAGUUCUGUAUCUCUACAAGCCCCUUCGAGUUGAAACCUACGGACCGUCAGUGCCUGAACUGGAGCAUCUGGGCAGACUCGGGUAUCUGAACCACGUGCGGGCUGCCAUGCCUCAGGACACAGCUGGAGGAUACACCUCAGCUUUGGCAUGUCAUCGAGCCGUUCAGGAUGCUUUCAGUGGGAUGUUCCUUUUGAAACGCUGAGCACAUCCAGAGCUCAAACAGCACAACAGCCACAGGUUAGAAAUGUGACUAAAAGGACAAUAAAAGCCUCACCGCUGCCACUGAGAGGGCAAAUGCUGCUGGGGUGGAGGGUGCUCUGACUCAUUUUUGGUCAAGGUGUAUAUGACUUUUUAUAUUUUGUGUUAAUUUUAUAUUUAAAAAAAUCACACUGAACAGUUGUCAAUUAUUUUAUAGAUUUAUUUGAAAGUGAAACAAUUUAAGGCGUCAGGUCAAGCUCUGAAUAAUAAUAACUAAUACAUUCUAGUACGCACAAAAGGAAGUCUCGUAUUGAAGUAAAGCUGGGUCAUGGUUUCUUAUGACACGAUGCAACAUUUGUAAUAAUAGCAUCAGUUUAACUCUAUGUGAAUAAAAAUAAAAUAAAAAAUUCUCAAAUCAAA